This is a messenger RNA of Tinamus guttatus (white-throated tinamou), 1336 nucleotides long. Lineage: Eukaryota; Metazoa; Chordata; Aves; Tinamiformes; Tinamidae. The record is from RefSeq and is a predicted model, not a curated record.
UCGUGGGCCUGAUUCCUCCUCCCUCGCUCUGUUUCCACAGCUGGUCAGCGAGAAGGUUGGAGGGGCUGAAGGGACCAAGCUCGACGAUGACUUCAAGGAAAUGGAAAAGAAAGUGGAUCUGACCAGCAAGGCGGUUACAGAAGUGUUGACCAGGACCAUCGAGUACCUCCAGCCGAACCCAGCUUCCAGAGCCAAGCUGACCAUGCUCAACACCAUGUCCAAGAUCCGCGGGCAGGUGAAGAACCCCGGCUACCCGCAGUCGGAGGGGCUCCUGGGGGAGAGCAUGAUCCGUUACGGAAAGGAGCUGGGCGACGACUCCAACUUCGGUGAUGCCCUUCUUGAUGCUGGCGAAUCUAUGAAGCGGUUGGCUGAAGUGAAGGACUCGCUGGAUAUUGAAGUCAAACAAAAUUUUAUUGAUCCCCUCCAGAACCUGUGUGACAAAGACCUGAAAGAAAUCCAGCACCAUCUCAAGAAGCUGGAAGGCCGACGCUUGGACUUUGACUACAAGAAGAAACGCCAGGGCAAGAUCCCCGAUGAGGAACUUCGACAGGCCAUGGAGAAGUUUGAAGAGUCCAAGGAAGUAGCUGAGACCAGCAUGCACAACCUCCUAGAAACUGAUAUCGAGCAGGUGAGCCAGCUCUCGGCCCUGGUGGACGCCCAGCUGGACUAUCACCGGCAGGCCGUGCAGAUCCUGGACGAGCUCGCCGACAAGCUCAAACGCAGGGAGCAGCUGCACAACCCGUUUGCCACGACAGUGUCCUCCAUCCUGCUGCAUUCAUCCCUCCCUGGUCCCGGCGAGGCGGAUGGGUCUCUAACGCAGCAUGCGGGAUACCCUGUUUCUCCUAACAGAUCCUCCCUUUGGGGCCUGCCUUUCCCGCUCUCCCGUUCCCAUCGUUUUAAGCAUGUCUCUUUUUGUUUGGAAGCAGCUUCCUCCUCUUUCCGAUCCGACAAGCCGUCCCGCGCCUCCGUCAGGAGUAUCCCUCCCCUGGACCAGCCCUGCUGCAAGGCCCUGUACGACUUCGAGCCCGAGAACGACGGCGAGCUGGGCUUCAAGGAGGGCGACAUCAUCACCCUCACCAACCAGAUCGACGAGAACUGGUACGAGGGAAUGAUCCACGGGCAGUCGGGCUUCUUCCCGCUCAACUACGUGGAAGUGCUGGUUCCAACCUUUUUAACGUUUUUAACCGUGCAUGCGGCCGUGCGUCCCGUCCCGUCCCCUCAUCCUCCUCCCCCUGCAUCCCGGCGCCGCGGGGAGCCCGAGGGACCCGUGUCCCCGUGUCCUGGCCAGCGCCAGGACGGCGCCGCGGGAGCUGCAGCUCCCGCUCCCGUGGAUUGA